AUGGGGAGGGAAUUUGUGGUAGUGGUGAGAGAGUACGAUCCAAACAGGGACUUGGAGAAAGUGGGAGAGCUUGAGAAGAGCUGCCAAGUCGGGUCUCUCUUGGUGGAUCUUAUGGGCGACCCGCUCGCCCGGAUCCGUCAGUCUCCUUCUUUCCACAUGUUGGUGGCUGAGAUCGGGAACGAACACAAGGAGAUUGUGGGGAUGAUCAGAGGCACCAUCAAGAUGGUGACACGUGGCAAUAAUGCACCGUCCGACCGCCGUCGGGAAUACGCCGUCGAUCCGCCGGAAAACACCACACUCGCCUUCGUCUCCGGCCUCCGAGUCUCCCCGUUUUACAGGAGGAUGGGCAUUGGACUGAAGUUGGUGCAGAGACUGGAAGAGUGGUUCAGGCGAAACGACGCCGUAUAUGCAUACCUACAAACGGAGAGCAAUAACGACGCGUCGGUCAAGCUUUUCACUGAGAAAUGCGGCUACUCCAAGUUCCGUACGCCCACCUUCCUGGUCCACCCGGUCUUCAACCACCGAGUCGCCGUCUCCCACCGAGUCAGCAUCAUCCGACUCACUCCCUCCGACGCUGAGCUCCUCUAUCUCUGCCGAUUCUCCUCCACCGAGUUCUUUCCCUCCGACAUUGGCUCCAUCCUCAACAAUAAGCUCUCCCUCGGCACUUUCCUCGCGUUGCCACGUGGCAAGUACUCAGCCCGGUCGUGGCCCGGGUCGACCGAGUUCCUCUCCGAGCCGCCCGGGUCAUGGGCGAUUCUCAGCGUGUGGAACAGCAAGGACGUGUACAGGCUCCAGGUCCGAGGGACGUCGCGUUUCAAACGCACUCUCGCCAAGACCUCGCGCUUCUUGGACGCCGCGUUUCCGUUCCUGAAGAUACCGUCGUUUCCGGACGUGUUUCGGCCGUUCGCCAUGCAUUUCAUGUACGGAAUAGGAGGCGAAGGCCCAGACGCGGCGGAGAUGGUGGAGGCGCUUUGCUGUCACGCCCACAACCUCGCCGGAAAAAAUGGCUGCGCCGUAGUGGCUUCUGAGGUGGCGAGCUGUGAGCCGCUCCGUGAUGGGAUUCCUCACUGGAAGAUUCUCUCGCCGGAGGACUUGUGGUGCCUUAAACGCCUCCGUCAGGACGGCAGUGGUGGAGAUUGGGCCACGUCACCUCCUGGCUUGUCCAUUUUCGUUGACCCCAGGGAAAUCUGAUGAUUGUAUAGUGAUCCAAACAUGGAAAAGGACCAAAAAAAACCAUUACCAUAUUGCAAUUUUAUACUCACUUUUCCCCCCCUACACUUCCCAUUAUCACAUGCAUGUAAAUAAAUGGGAAUG
Messenger RNA from Tarenaya hassleriana, 1314 nucleotides. Its product is annotated as probable N-acetyltransferase HLS1. The transcript is spliced from 3 exons. NCBI's taxonomy places the organism in Eukaryota, Viridiplantae, Streptophyta, Magnoliopsida, Brassicales, Cleomaceae. Gene Ontology annotation, molecular function: acyltransferase activity, transferring groups other than amino-acyl groups. The coding region runs from base 1 to 1191 and encodes 396 amino acids. The record is from RefSeq and is a predicted model, not a curated record.